AUGACUUACCCUGUACCCGGCACCGUCCACCUGGUGGAUUUGGCGGGCAACCUGAGCGCCAAACAUGAAGCAGGCGGCAACAACCAGAUUGUACUCAUCCCCCAGCCUAGCUCGGAUCCCGAUGACCCGUUGAACUGGACUUGGUGGCGCAAGAACCACAACCGAUUCUGGCAGAUAAUGUGGACGGUGGUCGGCUGCGCCAUCAUCAGCUCGCUGUCGCCAGCCUACUUGCUCAUCCAGGAGGACACGGGGAUCCCCAUCGCCGACCUCAACACGGGUAUCGGCCUCAUGUAUCUCUUCCUGGGCUGGGGCAAUGUGGUGACGCAGCCGCUGGCCAUGAACUUCGGCCGACGUCCUGUCUUGAUCUUCUCGCUCCUGGGCACUUCCUUGAUGAUCCUGUGGUCGGCCUACAUCAAGAACAGCGGCGUGUGGUUCGUCAACCGCAUCCUCAUGGGCAUUUUCUAUGCCCCUGUCGAAUCCCUGGUCGAGAUUCUGGUCACCGAUCUAUCCUUCACCCACGAAAGAGGCUUCUACAUGGGGGUGUACUCCUGGACCCUGUGGAACGGCGCCUUUCUUAGCCCCAUCGCCGCCGGGUACAUCGCCCAGAAUCACGGCUGGCGCUGGAUUCAGUACACCGGCACCAUUAUCGGCCUGACGGUCACCGUGCUCAUGUUCUUCUUCUUCGAGGAGACCAUGUACUUCCGACAGACCAUCCAGGCCGAGUUCCUGGACGAGUUCGACUCCAAUUCCAACCACGCGUCAUCGACCGAAGUGGGAGCUGAGAAGAACGAGAAGAGUCAGAGCAAUGACCCCGGAUCGAAGACUCCCGAGGCUGCACUGGAGGAAGUGACCCUGGGAAAGAGCAACAAGACCUAUCUCAGCAAGUUGAGGAUGUGGGGGCUACGAUCUCCCGACCAGCCCAACACCUUCUGGAAGUUCUUCCUUCUUCCAUUCACCUUGGUGCGGUUCCCGGCCAUGCUGUUUGCCGGUCUGCUUGUGGGUAGCAUCCUGGCAUGGUUCAACGUCUUGAACGCCACCAUCGCGGAAGUCUUUGGUAACGCGCCAUACAACUUUGACACCAACGAAAUCGGCCUGAUAUAUCUCGCGGCAGUUAUCGGCACCACAGUGGGUUGUUUCCUGUCUGGCUGGUUCAGCGAUAUCGUCUCGGAAAAGCUGGCCCGCCGAAACAAGGGCAUCAAGGAGCCCGAGGCCAGACUUUGGAUUGCCCUCGUCACGCUGUUCCUCCACCCAUUCGGGUGCUUUCUGUAUGGCAUCGGUGCCACUCAGAAGAUCCAUUGGAUCGGACUCGCCUUUGGCAUCGGAUUUAUCUCGCUGUCUUUGCCCACCGGCUCCAACAUUGGCCUGACAUAUGUGAUUGACUCGUACAAAGAAGUCGCGGGAGAAUCCAUGACCACCGUCAUCCUCAUUCGGAAUACCAUAGGUUUCGCCUUCGCCUACGCCAUUGCUCCGAUGAUCUCGUCUCUCGGAUUGCAGAACAGCUUCAUCUUGGUGGGUUGCUUGGGAGCAGGUUUCUGGUGUCUUUGCUUCUUGAUGAUAUGGAAGGGGAAAGAGUGGCGCCAAAAGACCGCCGCCGCGUACUGGAAACUGGUCGAGGAACAUGGACUCCAUGCUCACUGA
Messenger RNA from Exophiala mesophila, 1638 nucleotides. RefSeq lists its product as uncharacterized. Gene Ontology annotation, molecular function: transmembrane transporter activity. The record is from RefSeq and is a predicted model, not a curated record. Gene Ontology annotation, biological process: transmembrane transport. Lineage: Eukaryota; Fungi; Ascomycota; Eurotiomycetes; Chaetothyriales; Herpotrichiellaceae. The transcript has 2 exons. Bases 1 to 1638 code for a protein of 545 amino acids.